Myodes glareolus (Bank vole) is the source of this 3447-nucleotide messenger RNA. The record is from RefSeq and is a predicted model, not a curated record. NCBI's taxonomy places the organism in Eukaryota, Metazoa, Chordata, Mammalia, Rodentia, Cricetidae.
AUGUCGCAGCCUUCAGGUUUGCUGUCUGGCAGUAACAGACAGCACAGUGCAUGGCUGCCCGGAGAGGGCAGUGAGAAAAUCCUGAAGGAAGGACCCCUGCUUAAGAACUGUAACUCCUUCCGGAGAUGGAAGCUUAGAUAUUGUCUGAUUCAAGGACAGAAGCUCCACUUUGCACACCACCCUUCGUUUGCGCACUUUGAAACAAUUGAUCUGUCGGAAGUCGCCUUGGCAGAAAGCAGCUGGAGAAAUCUUUGCCACAGUUUCUGUCUUAUCACACCACAUCGAAAAGUCUCCCUGGCUGCACCCAGUCGGAAAGACAUGGAAGAAUGGAUUAACAUCAUAAAAACUGUCCAGCAGGGAGAAAUCCAUACGAUACCUGCAGCCGAAAACAAUCCUUACCUUAUCGGAAUGCACUACUGGUAUUCCAGCCAUAGUCCUCGGACACAGUUCUGCAAUGUUUGUCGCGAGAGCAUUCCUGCCUUAUCUCGAGAUGCCAUCAUCUGUGAAGUCUGCAAGGUGAAAUCACACAAAUUAUGUGCAUUGAGAGCGAGCAAAGACUGCAAGUGGAAUACUUUGUCCGUAACCGAUGACCUCCUUCUACCUGCUGAUGAAAUACAAACAAUGCCCCAUCAGUGGGUAGAAGGAAGCAUACCUGCCGACUCUCGUUGUGCAGUAUGUCACGAGAGCUGUGGUAGUCAUCACAGGCUUCAAGACUUCCGCUGCCUCUGGUGUGAAUCUACGGUGCACAGCGCCUGCCAGAGGCGGUUUUCCAAGGAAUGUUCCUUUGGAAGUCGUCGCUCAUCGAUCGUACCGCCUACGGCGCUGAGCGACCCUCGAGGCGAUGGCCAAUUAGUGGUAUCGUCUGACUUCUGGAGUCUUGAUUGGCCAUUGACUUGUUCCUGUCCCUUGCUCAUCUUCAUCAAUUCCAAAAGUGGAGAUCAUCAAGGGAUCAUCUUCCUCCGAAAAUUCAAGCAGUAUCUUAAUCCAUCUCAAGUAUUUGACCUGUCGAAGGGCGGACCUGAAGCAGGGAUCUGUAUGUUUAAGAACUUUUCUCGUUUUCGCGUUCUGGUUUGUGGUGGAGAUGGCAGCGUGAGCUGGGUCUUAUCCACGAUUGAUGCCUUUGAAGUGCAUGAUAGGUGUCAGCUGGCAGUCAUCCCGCUUGGAACUGGUAACGAUCUCGCUCGUGUCCUUGGCUGGGGAUCAGUCUGGAGUAAAAACAAGUCACCACUGGAUAUUCUCAACAGAGUAGAGCAGGCUAACGUGAGAAUUUUAGACAGAUGGAGCGUGAUGAUCCGUGAGAACCCCAAACAAUUCCCACCGCUAAAAGGACAGGUGAAAAUGGAUAUACCAAGAUUUGAGGCUGCUGCUAUCCAGCACUUAGAGGCUGCAAACAAUGAAUUGAACAAAAUCCUGAAGGCCCAGUACCCGACCGAGAUUGUCAUCGCCUCUAGAUUCCUGUGCUCAGCAGUGGAAGACUUUAUGAUUGAUAUUGUAAAGGCCUGGACCCAAAUAAAACAGAACAAUACAGCAGUGGAGUCUGUGAUUUUGAAAAGUGACUUGAUGUAUGAUAAACUCAGCAUCAUUAUUGAUAUCCUGACUGAGGAUGAAGAAGUUACCUCUGCUGAGCGACUAGCCACAACAUAUGGAACCUCUGAGAAAAUAGAACGAAAGCCCUUCGUCCCUCAAAUAGACCACGUCACAAAGUCCAAGCUGGAGUUGGCUGUAAGGGCUCAUGACAUCCAGAAAUCCUUGAAGCUCAUCAUAUUCCAGGUGGAACAAGUUCUGGAUGAAGAAAGCAGACAGUCCUUAUCAGUGAAGAACUUCACAUCGACUUUCUGCCUGGAAGAAGAUGACUCAGAGGAGUUCAGUCAGAUGAGCCCGCGACACCGUUCUUAUUGCAGCACCUUAUCGUCUUUGCUGUCUCUCCAAAGUGAAGACCUCAGAAACCUUGACUUAGAUUACUUACAUUUUACACCUGAAACGAUACGCUUCAAAGAAAAGUGUGUCAUGAACAACUACUUCGGAAUUGGACUAGAUGCAAAAAUUUCUCUGGAGUUCAAUACCAGAAGAGAUGAACACCCAGGACAAUACAAUAGCCGCCUUAAGAACAAAAUAUGGUAUGGUCUUCUGGGAAGCAAGGAACUGCUGCAGCGCUCUUACAGGAAACUGGAAGAACGAAUACAGCUGGAGUGUGAUGGAGAACCCAUCUCCUUGCCGAACCUUCAAGGCAUUGUAGUGCUCAAUAUUACCAGCUAUGCUGGAGGUGUCAACUUCUGGGGAAGCACCACAGCAACCGCGGAAUACGAGGCCCCCGCGAUAGAUGAUGGGAAGCUAGAGGUGGUGGCAAUCUUUGGUUCGGUGCAGAUGGCCAUGUCUCGUCUCAUCAACCUGCAUCAUCAUCGAAUCGCUCAGUGCCAUGAGGUGAUGAUAACUAUUAUCGGUGAAGAAGGUAUCCCUGUGCAGGUGGAUGGGGAAGCCUGGAUUCAGAAGCCAGGCCUUAUCAAGAUUAAAUACAAGAAUGCUGCCCAGAUGUUGAUGAGAGAUCGGAACUUUGAGAACUCACUGAAAACGUGGGAAUGUAAGCAUACUGAAAUCCAAGCUAUCCCACCACCCCACCUGGACUUCCAGGAAUCUCAAGAUAGCCUCUCUGAUAGCGAGUAUGCCCAGAUGCAGCACUUGGCUCGGCUUGCAGAAAACCUCAUUAGCAGACUUAAUGACCUGAGCAAGGUCCACCAGCAUGUGUCUGUCCUCAUGGAUUCUGUGAAUGCCAGUGCUAACGUCCUGAAUGAUGUCUUCUAUAGCCAUGACAGUGGCAAUGAGGCAGGUGCAGCUUCCUGUACUCCCAUUGAGACUCUAAGCAGAACUGAUGCAGUAGAUGUUACAUUUAGUCUUAAAGGGCUCUACGAUGACACCAAAGCUUUCGUGGAUGAAAACUUGUUGAGAGAUGCUGAGGAUGAGGCCACCCUAAAAAAUGCCCUGGAGGCCAUGAAUACGGAGCUGCGAAGGAUAUUGGCAAUUGACUGGUUGGGUCAAAUCCUUCUUCGAGAGGAGCACUCUUCUGACGCCAACAGUCUAACUCGCAGAUUGAGAGUUCGAUUCCCCAAGUUGGGGAGGAAGAAGCGAGAAGGGGGAGGAAAGUCGAAAUCAAAGCCAAGACUCCCUGGUUUUUUCAGCAAGUUCUGGCGUCGCAGAAAUCGUGGCAAUGCAGCAAAAGAUAAUGACUCUCCAACACCUUCAGGUUCUCAGCUGUAGUCCUUGAAAGCUGGAAGAACUCUCAACAGAGAAUUUUACUAAAAACUCUCAAAACCUCAAGAAAGACUGAACUAUAUUAUAUCAGAACAAAAAUGAGCACCACCAAGAAAGACCCUCCAAAUCCUUAUACUAAUAUAUUUUCCCUGGACUUAAUCAGAUCUCCUUAGAGGGUUACAUUUUCUUGUUGGCCAAAGA